Molecule: messenger RNA, 1940 nt
Organism: Populus trichocarpa (black cottonwood)
Lineage: Eukaryota; Viridiplantae; Streptophyta; Magnoliopsida; Malpighiales; Salicaceae
Product: phosphate transporter PHO1 homolog 5
Exons: 4
Coding region: 1217-1507 (96 amino acids)
Biological process (GO): phosphate ion transport; cellular response to phosphate starvation
Cellular component (GO): plasma membrane; trans-Golgi network; Golgi apparatus
Molecular function (GO): inositol hexakisphosphate binding
Source: RefSeq, a predicted model, not a curated record
CCAAUAUUUUGGUUGAAAGAAAAUUUAGGAUCAUUAGGGUUUUUUUUUUUUUUUUAUUUAUUUAUCACAAAGUAUAGUUAAUUUCAAUUUUUCCCCAAAUUUAGUCCAACAAAGUAUAGCCUCCUUUUCAUAAUUUUUUUGGACCAAUUCUUAGCCCCCAAAUUCAUAAAAUUCUUUUUGAAAUUUCUUGUUGUCUCGUAAUAUUCUAUUCCCGCAUGCUGAAAGAGGAGUGGACCAUUGCACCCCAUUUCAUAUAUUAGGGUUUUUUUAUCACACAAAGUACAAAUUAGCCGUUCAUUUGCAGCAAUAAUUUCAAUUAUUGCUGCAAAUGAUUUCAAUUAUUCCCCAAUUUUAGUCCAACAAAUUAACCUUUUUUUCUAGCAUAAUAUUAUUUUUUGACUAAUAUUAGAAAAGCAGUUUUGAAAAGGAACUGACUUUUCAAAUUCAUGAUAUUUGUUUCUGACCCCUUUGCACAGUGAUAACACUCAGCCACUUACUCUGAACAAAACAGAAACAAAUGGAGGAUUUUGUAACAUUGUGAUGUAUUUAAUGAGUAUUGGCCCACUGGCAACAAGAAAAAAUUUCUCGUUCUAUUAAUGGAGAGGGGGGUUUACAGGCCACACUAAUGGAGCAAAAAACUGUCAAUAAGUUGCAAAAUCACCAAAUCAUUGACCUUAACUUUUUAGCUAAUAGCUUUCAUGGAUGAUUAGAAACAAUACCUAUCUAAUACUCUGCAAUUUCUCUGAAUACAUAUCUAAUCCUCUGCAAUUUCUCUGAAUUUUGGAAGGAAGCAGCAGUAGAUAGAAAUGUGUACCUGUAGCAUUUAGUAGAACGAGAGAUUUUAUGAAGCUAAAGCUAUAAUCACUAUAUAUAUACUUACAACAUAAAAAAGAGAUAGAUAAAAACAAAUACGAAAGAAAAUUAUAUACAAUCCCACUAAAAAAUAAUAAUAAAUAUCCUAAUUAGAGAAAGCGCUAUAAAAUUUUCUUUAACAGAACAACGUAUUCUCUUUUGACAGCAAGCCUCGUUUAAAAUAAUUGAGGAAAGAGGUGGGAAGUCAAUCAUCGUGCAUGUGGUUCUAUUUCAGUGUCUUCGACGUCCCUUUGAAGAGAAAGACAUGAAGCAAGGAUAUAAUGGGCUUAAGUAUUUCUGCACAAUUGUUGCCGUAUGAUCUAGGACUGCAUACAGUCUUGACGGAGGACUAAGCUGGAAAGUGAUGGCUGGGAUAUUCUCAGUAACUGCAGCUAUCUAUGGAACAUACUGGGACCUAGUCAUGGACUGGGGGCUCCUGCAAUUUAAGUCGAAGAACUGGUUGCUAAGAGACAAACUUCUUAUUCCAUACCGAAGUGUGUAUUUUGGAGCAAUGGUCCUGAAUGUAUUGCUGAGAUUUGCCUGGUUGCAAACUGUCCUGAACUUCCAGGUAUCUUUCCCACAUGCUCAAACCUUAAGCGCAAUUGUUGCCAGCCUAGCGGAUUAUGGAACUUUUUCAGAUCAAGUUGGAGAAUGAACAUUUACACAAUGUUGUCAAGUAUCGCGCAUUCAAGUCUGUACCUCUACCUUUCGACUACAAUGUUGGCUAAGACAAACAUGAGUUCCAUAUUGCAUCAGAAAAAAAUCAAUAGACAGGAAGUUACUUAUCCAAGAACAAACAGCAAAGAAAGAAAACACUACAGGGAUGUUCUCAGAAGUACGAUUUCGGAGGAGCUUGAUUGUUUUCUCACUCAUUUUUUAUUCAUUUAUUGUAUUUAGUUAGGGAGGUCAGUACCCUGUAUGUGUAAUACUCCUUGCUAUGGAUAUAUAGUUAUUGAAGGGUUUAUGGAAGAGUUUUCAAUCCAAAAUUCCAGCAGUUUCUUAAGUUAAGUAGUUGAGGACUUAGGGUUAAUUGGAAUGUGGGUUUUCUCAAAUCAAUCGGAGUUCCAUAUUUAUCUCCUCGAGCAAUC